Talaromyces rugulosus is the source of this 3780-nucleotide messenger RNA. RefSeq lists its product as uncharacterized. Gene Ontology annotation, biological process: transmembrane transport. Gene Ontology annotation, molecular function: transmembrane transporter activity. The record is from RefSeq and is a predicted model, not a curated record. Bases 1 to 3780 code for a protein of 1259 amino acids. The transcript is spliced from 8 exons. NCBI's taxonomy places the organism in Eukaryota, Fungi, Ascomycota, Eurotiomycetes, Eurotiales, Trichocomaceae.
AUGUCCGCCUCUGCGUUCCGUUCUUUUGGCCUUUCGCCUUUGUUACUCUCAUUAUUUGUCUUUCUUCACAUAAUUCAUGGCGUCGUGGGAGGCAGCCCCCCCACGCAAAGCUUUAAAUCGCGACCGGAUCUGCGUCCCCCGAUUAUCGUCGUGCAAAAGAGCACUCCGAGCAAAUUGACUCCUGGAUACUUUUUUGUUACCCCGUCCGACGGCGACAAUCCCGGACCGCACAUUUUUGAUAACCAAGGGAAUCUAGUUUGGACCGGCUAUGCCAUUGCUGGACCCCCGAUUUCCCACGGAUUCCACGUCUGUCCGCACCAGGGCAAAGAUCACCUGUGUUUCUUCCAGGGCGCGCAAGCAAAAGGAUACUCCCGCGGCCAUGGCGUCAUCCUCGACAACCGUUAUCGCACUGUUCGAACCGUCCAGUCAGGCGGUGGUAUGGCUGGCAGCGACAUGCACGAGUUUAGACCCGUCGGCGCCGGAAAGACAGCGCUGUUGACCGUCUACCAGCAGCGCCAGUUCGACAUGAGCACGUGGAAUAUCAAGACUGGCAUGGGAUGGAUCAUGGAGAGCGUCUUCCAAGAAGUCGACGUUGAAACUAGCGAGGAACUGUUCGAAUGGCGCUCACUUGACCACGUUGACCCCUCCGAGACCUAUACGUGGCCCGACCACACCGACACGUCCGGCAAUGGCCUGGAUCCGUAUGCUCCCUGGGACUACUUCCAUAUCAACUCGAUCGACAAGAAUAAGGACGGCGACUACCUGAUCUCGUCUCGCCACACCUGUGCCAUCUACAAGAUUUCCGGCAAGGAUGGCUCCGUGAUGUGGCGCCUACACGGCACGAACCCGACUUUCCGAAACAUUAACUUCAGUUUCUCGCAGCAACAUGAUGCGCGCUGGCUGUUUGAGAACUCGACACAUACAGUGUUGUCUCUGUUUAAUAACGGAUACAAUGGGUUCAACCAGACUCAUGCCUAUUCGUCCGGUAUGAUUGUUAUUAUUGACCACCAGAACCUGACUGCCACAAUGACCAACGAAUACGCUCCCUACCUCAACAACGUGCUUGCCUCAAGUCAAGGGAACACACAGGUUCUUUCCAACGGACACGUUGUAACGGGCUGGGGAAACUCGGGAUACGUCUCCGAGCAUGACGAGCACGGCAAACUGAUCUUUUGGACUUUGAUCGGUGACGGACAAACGAUGAAUUACCGCGCUCAAAAGUUUGAGUGGGAAGGCUACCCUACAGACAACCCGGCCAUGUGGACAUACUCUAGAUCCGACGAAGAGGACUCGCCCAUGACUUUCUACGUAAGCUGGAAUGGAGCCACCCAGGUUAAGAGCUGGAGAUUCUACGGCGCUUGGAACCAGUCCGAUUCCUAUGAGCUAUUGGCUGAAAUUGCUAAGAGGGGAUUUGAAACCACAUACACUCAUGCGGGCUUCUAUCCGUGGAGCUACGCCGAAGCCGUCGAUGCCCAAGGCAACGUUCUCGGGUCUUCUUCGGACAAAUUCACCUUUGUCCCUUCUCCCCUGCUCCGCGAGUACUGCGCAGAUCAGUUGUGUGAAAACACUCUUGAAUAUGGCAUGCCUGACGAAGUCGAUUCCAGGCCGCUGGUCCCACCUGCUGGCAUCAAGACAGUGCCUUGGGUGGACAAUGAAGAUUCUGACGCCGAUGCCGAUGGUAUACCACGUCCGGUAACGGUCCCUCAAGGGCAUCAGCCGUCUAACAACAGCAAUGACAGCCAGAAGAAAUAUUCUUUUACUCGCGGUCAAAUAGCUUGGGUCAUUGCCCUUCUUGUUGUAGUUAUCGCCGCCACAAUCGUUCUCAACUGCGUUUAUUUCCGUCGAGCGCGCCGGUCUAAUGCACAUUUCAACCGCAUGAAGGAGUCUCGUUCGUCCGAGAACCUCGGGCAGCCGGAUAAGCACCACCCAUCGGCUCCGAGUUCACCAUGGUGGGAUGCCUGGGAAAUAUCAACGCCCGACCUCUUACGGUCUGCCACACCAUCGUACUUGUCUGCCUCUCCGGCUUGUAGUAGGCAAACAAUCCUCAUGGAAUGGCAACAAGGCCACUCGCGCAGGCGAUCCCAGCCGGUGCAUAGCGAGACCGAGGCCAUGAUGGAGUAUCAGCAAGAACAGCGACGGCGAGAGCUCUCGCCGCCAAAACCACUUCCUGUCACAUGGAUGUCAUUACCACGGAAAAGCCAGCUAUUGGUGCUGUGUCUGUGCAGAGUUUUUGAUUUCUUGCAAGUCGCCUCGCUGCAAGCGUACAUGUUCUAUCAACUAAAGUCUUUCGACGACACUCUCUCGGAUUCCGAGAUCUCAACCCAGGCCGGCAUCCUCCAAGGAGCUUUUACCGCCGCCCAGUUCGCUACAGCCAUCCCCUGGGGUCGAGCUGCCGAUUCCGAGUGGGGUGGCCGGCGAUUUGUGCUCCUUGUAGGUUUACUGGGAACUGCUGUCUCCUGCCUAGGAGUCGCUUUCGCGUCUUCUUUCACCCAGGCCGUUAUUUGGCGGUCUUUGGGUGGUGCUAUCAACGGCACCGUUGGUAUCAUUCGUACUAUGAUUGCAGAGAACGUCAAGGAAAAGAAGUACCAUUCCCGCGCUUUCUUGAUCUUGCCGAUUGGGUUCAACAUCGCCGCGCUGUUUGGACCAGUUAUUGGUGGUAUGCUGUCGGAUCCUGUUUCCAGUUACCCUAACCUCUUUGGUCCAAAUUCACUGUUUGGAGGCGAUUCCGGGGUUCAAUGGCUGAUGAAGUUCCCUUACGCGCUACCCAUGCUGGCCAAUUUCUUCUUCAUGAUAAUUUGUGCCAUAUUAGUAGCAUUCGGCCUGGAAGAGACCUUGGAAGCAUGCAAAGGUAAACCGGGGUUGGGAUUCUACAUGCUCAAACUCCUGUCACGCAUCCUCGGGUUUGGUUCUUCUCGUUCACACUCCCAGUAUUCGGCUGUCGCAGCCCAUGAUGAAGACGCCACACUUCUCGACCCGAGUAAGGAGGGCUACGAUGACACAGAGCAUAGCAAACCUAGGUCAAAACGUGUCUUACGCGUGUUACCAUUUCACAGACUCUGGACAAAGAAUGUCCUAUUCACUCUUUUGGCGCAGGCAUUUUUCGACUUUCAAAUGGGUGCCUUCAACAACCUAUGGCUGCUUUUCCUCUCGACGCCUCGCUACGAUGCCAAUGAUCCAACGAGCCCCACUCGAUCGCUACCAUUUGUCUUUACUGGAGGAUUGGGCAUGCCUCCUCAGAGUGUAGGGUUUGCUACAUCCAUUCUCGGUAUCAUCGGCAUGGCACUCCAAUUCACCAUCUAUCCUUCCAUCAACGGCCGUCUAGGAACGGCACGAAGUUAUCAGUAUUUCCUUGCCCUAUUUCCAUUGGCUUAUGCGUUUGCGCCAUAUAUCGCCCUAGCACCUUCUACAACAGCUCCUCCAGUUCAAUCUAGCGGGCCUUGGGUCUGGUUUUCCAUCAUCAUCGUCCUCUUUCUCCAAGUUUCGGCUCGCACAUUCACCCUUCCGACCUCGAUUAUACUGCUCAAUAACUGUUCGCCCCACCCGUCCGUCCUUGGUACCAUCCACGGAAUCGGCCAGUCAGUCUCGUCUGCGUUCCGGACCAUUGGCCCUAUUUUCUCGGGAGCCUGGUAUGGCUACGGUCUCACUAUUGGUACAGUCGGCUUUGCUUGGUGGAUAGUCGCUUUGGUCUCUGUUUUUGGCUAUCUAGCGGCGAUAUUCGUCUACGAAGGAUCUGGUCAUGAAAUUCUCCUUCCUGGUGAAGAAGACAUCGAGCUCAAAUGA